This is a messenger RNA of Rattus norvegicus (Norway rat), 1441 nucleotides long. The record is from RefSeq and is a predicted model, not a curated record. NCBI's taxonomy places the organism in Eukaryota, Metazoa, Chordata, Mammalia, Rodentia, Muridae.
UUCAAGGGUGGCAUCCAGCUGGGCGCACGCGCGUUCUGCUAAGGCUGUGCGACUUGGAGCUAUGGCGACCGCAGCAGUCCACCCAGUAGCCCUGCGGUUACGGUUGCUCCUCUCACCCCUGAAAUCCCGGAUCUGCGUACCCCAGGCCGAGCACGCAGCCACCUUCGGCACUGCAGUAACUUCUGCCAAGGCGGCUGUGAAUGGCAUCCACCUGCAUUACCAGCGAGUGGGAGAAGGGGAGCAUGCAGUCCUCCUACUUCCUGGGAUGUUGGGAAGCGGAAAGACCGAUUUUGCACCUCAGCUUCAGAGCCUAAAUAAGAAGCGCUUCACAUUGGUGGCCUGGGAUCCUCGAGGAUACGGAGAGUCCAGACCCCCAGAUCGAGAUUUCCCACGGGACUUUUUUGAGAGGGAUGCAAAGGAUGCUGUUGACUUGAUGAAGGCGCUGCAGUUCAAGCAGGUCUCCCUCCUGGGCUGGAGUGAUGGCGGCAUAACCGCGCUCAUUGCUGCUGCAAAGUACCCAUCUUAUAUCCGCAAGAUGGUGAUCUGGGGGGCCAACGCCUACGUCACUGAGGAAGACAGCAGGAUUUACCAGGGUAUCCGAGAUGUUUCUAAAUGGAGUGAGAAGGCAAGGAAACCCCUGGAAGCCCUAUAUGGACAUGACUACUUUGCCAAAACCUGUGAGAAGUGGGUGGACGGCAUAAACCAGUUUAAACAUCUGCCAGAUGGCUAACUUCACUGUGAAGUCCCCCCACCCUGAGGACUAUCUAGUCUUCAGGUGCUGAAGCACAGACUCAAGGGAAAAGGCUUCCACUGCUAGAUAUCAUCCACAUGACUGACGGGCUCUGUAAUAUGAGACUUGUACAGGUUUUGUUUGCUUAUUUGAUUUUUCCAUCAUUUUACGUGAGUGAUGGACUUAACUCAAGAAAGGCUGACUAUUUACCAGUGGAGCAUCAACAUGAGCAGAGCACAGGAAAAGAAGAACAAAACCUAAUAAUGUUAAUACUAGAAGAAACCACAGAUCAAAUUGCAGAGGGACGUGUGUGUGUGUGUGUGUGUGUGUGUGUGUGUGUGUGUGUGUGUGUGAGAGAGAGAGAGAGAGAGAGAGAGAGAGAGAGGAUUUCAAAACACCUGAGAUAACAGAAAAGCCUUACCUCAGCUUGUCGUGAAGGUUCCAGCCAGUGAACAAGUAGCCACACUGCUUUGCAACUGUGCUGAGGCAACCAGUCACUUCCCAAGUCAGAGAGCAAAAGGGAAGAAAGAAUAGGCUAGGAUUCCACAAUCCUCUUCAGGUGAAUGUCCCCAGUGACCAAGGAUGUCCCACAAGGCUUCUGAGGCUUUCACUGCUUCCUAAUGGCACCUUUCUGGGGACCAAGCCUUUGAUGCCUUCAGCAGCAUUGAUGUCCAAUGUUUAGCAGCAGCGCAUCUCUGCAGAAUGACUGUG